Molecule: messenger RNA, 1713 nt
Organism: Octopus bimaculoides (California two-spot octopus)
Lineage: Eukaryota; Metazoa; Mollusca; Cephalopoda; Octopoda; Octopodidae
Product: cysteine-rich venom protein ophanin
Source: RefSeq, a predicted model, not a curated record
GUGGCUUCACUUCAUGUUAACUAAAUAUAAACGAACGUUUAUAUUAUGAUAAAUAUAUGACUAUAAGCAUUUAAUGAGACACAUUCACCUUAUAAUAAGAGACGAUUUCAACAUCAAGACAAGCUUUCUAAAUUAUUCGAUACCUAUAGAAUGGACUCUAUAAAGGAUAUAGCUAAGUGACCAACUGUGAUUACAGGAUUACGUGAGUGCAUUUAAAAGAUUUUGCGAAACAUUUUAAAAUUCAAAACACCCUAAUAACAAUAACCAUUUUAAUAUCAUUAUUUCUAAUGAACAGCAAAAGGAUAUGGAAUUUUAUUAAAGCUGUUACAGGAAAUAUUCCGCUUCUAAAGAACAUUGCAGUAUAUUCUACAAGUAAAAGAAUAGGAAAUUUUGGAGAGAUUAUGCAUUUAAUGUGGAUACAUUUACUGCUUAUAGUGGGCUUGUGCGAUAAAGUUGAUAAAUGCCCUGAAAGGUAUAGAUUUAACCCUGACCAUGUGGCUUGUUUAAAAAAGUCGCCAAAGUGUGUAGAAGCAGUGGAAGUUAGUGCAGCUGAACAGUACAUAAUAUUGACUAUACAUAACCACUACCGGGAAGACGUUAAUCCUAAACCAUGCAGCAUGUUUCCAUUAUACUGGAAUGUAGAACUUGCUUUCCUUGCACAGCAAUGGGCAAACAACUGUGAAUUUAAGAAGAUUAAGAGAGAAUAUAAUAAGGUACCUGGUAGAUAUAAUGUUGAUCAGAACAUUGGCAUGGGAUACACCACCUGGGAUGGAUUAUUGAGAGCAUGGCAUACAGAAAUGUUAUCAUUUAAUAAUUCUGAUCCACGAGAAGGUGUUGCAGAUUCAUAUAAGAAGAUGAUACGCAGCACAUCUCAUCACAUUGGCUGUGCGGUGUCAAUCUGUUCCAAUCUCGGUGAUUUUCGGGUCUGCAACUACGCUCCUGUUGAAGAUCCGAAAGAACCCAUUUAUAAAGAAUGUAAAGACGAGAUAAAAAUUUUUAAAUGCCAUAACGAAAUUUGUUACAAUGGUGGUCACCUGGACCCCGAUACGUGUAAGUGUACAUGUUAUGACGAAUUACAUAUAAUUAGCAAGGACUGUUCCCUGAACUGUACAUUUCCCGAUCCAUCCGACCCGUGCGAUGCUGCAAAGAAAUCAAUAUGUGCAAAGUUCGAGACAAAAUUUAAAUGUCCCUGGAUGUGCAACGAAUGUAACGUUAAACCCAUCUCAGCGAGAAAUAAAAGUGAUGGUUUCUCUUUCAUCAGACAACCAUUAAGAUUAAGAUGCACAACCUUGCUCAUGUUCGUUAGUCUUUCGCUUCGCAGUAUUUAAAUAUUGGUCAGGAAUUUGGAUCGUCCCAUUUCGUAUACUACCAAUGACACUCAUGUUCUGCUCGGCCGUAAUCCAUAAAAAAUGCCAAGAAAAAGCAAGUAUAUAUUCGGAUUCUAUAUGCAGUGACAAGGAAGCGAUGCAAUGAAACGACUGAAUAUAAAUAGACCAAAUGAAUCAAGUGCAUAAAUAAAAAAAACAAUUAUGAAAAGGGAGGUAAUUACCUAUUCUUUGAAGAACAUUAACAACAAUCCUCCUCACCAUUAUGCCAUCGCAUUAUGGAUGUACAAUAACCAGUGAGAAUGUUGACAGUUAUAUUUUACAUGUUUCAUUUCAAUAAGCAUAAACAAUUAUAUGUCAAGCCUCUAUUUUCUUUCUCUCUCUCUCU